Molecule: messenger RNA, 8133 nt
Organism: Ooceraea biroi (clonal raider ant)
Lineage: Eukaryota; Metazoa; Arthropoda; Insecta; Hymenoptera; Formicidae
Gene: gogo
Product: thrombospondin-1 like protein golden goal
Biological process (GO): monoatomic ion transport
Cellular component (GO): cell periphery; membrane
Molecular function (GO): extracellular ligand-gated monoatomic ion channel activity
Source: RefSeq, a predicted model, not a curated record
AUGCACAAAUAUUUUGUGGACACAGGCGGCAUCGGAAAACGAUUGAGACGAACAUCACAUACUUCGGAGGACGCGGCCGAUCGAUACGGACGCGAAAGGACGAUGCCCGAUUUCGAUUUCCCUCCGAGAAGCGACGCGGGGGCCCUCGGUCUAAGGGUGCAACACGUGCAAUUAUACAGGGCUGCAGAUUUUCAGGAGCAAAGCGGGGGUUGCAAAACAUCACGUUCACCGGUUUCAGGUAUCACAAGAUCGAUGACAGACGCGAAGGAGCCGAUACUAUUAAAAGUCGUUGCUCCCCCGUCUCACACGGCUUUGUCCGGCGACGUGACCGUUUUUAUUCUGGACACGGCGGAAACGCAAUCCUCUACGGUAUCUACAAGUACCGCGGUCACCAACGGCACAAACGGCGUAAAGAAAGAUGAAAAAGAGAAGCUCGAUCCGCAGAAGGACGAAGUUAACGUGGGUCGCGAACCGCUCGUGCUUAGAGUACUGUACGUCGAUGGCCUCACGUCGGAAUUGAUCGGCGAUUUCCCUCUGAAAACCUUACCGCAUAAGGGUGAGAAUACUUCUGUGAUAAUACCUUGUGGUGUCUUCUCGCGUGGCGGAAUUUAUUCAUUACGGCUUCAGUACAAGUUCUCAACGGUGGCUGCCAGACACAACACUGCCAUUACUGGGCUGCCCGAAAUUGAGAUGAGCAGUGCCUUAGACGUAAAGUGGCCAAUUCCUUCUCUGCUUCUGGAAUCCCAACACCUCGGUACAUAUCCUAGUCAGCCGGUAGUAGCGACCAUAAAGUACAAGGGAAUCUCGUGCGUACCUGCCAAUGGCGUUCCGGUAGCGGCUUAUAUUUUGCAACUCAUAUAUUGCGGCACUACUGCCGCUGCCUGCGAUCCACAAAACAAUAGUCGCACUCAGGUGCUCUAUUACGAGGAAGUGAACGGCUUCACCUCGCCGAGGGUCAUCAAGUUCAAGUGUGAAUUUUUCGGGCUGGCCGGGAAUUACGCGCUCAGGCUGAAAGCCUCGGACGUCAAUCCUUCCGCGCCAACGAUCAGCGCGUACAUCAAGGUGGAAUGGUCCGACGAGUUUAGCUUCAACGUUCACGCGAGGUCUGUCUAUCCCUGCGAGGGAUCGACGGGCAUACCGGUCCUCUUCCAAUAUCCCGCGUGCCGUCUUCAGGGUGAUCGUGUGCGCGUCUACGGCCGUCUACGAGCGGACGUGAGCUCCCUGGCACCGCCCUCCGCGUUGCAUUACGUGGCGGAAUUGAAGGCGGCGCCGGGCAAGCACUCGCUGAACUUCGACUGCGAUAUCUUCACUGAGAAGUUCAUCGAGUAUUGCUUCGUCUACGUGAGCCAGGCGAUUACCGGCGCGAUGGCGGAAGUGAAGCUCGCGUGCAUACCCACCUUCCCGCUUCUAGAAAACGACGCGGCCGGUUGGGGUCCUUGGAGCGCGUGGAGUCCUUGCAGCAGCUCCUGCGUAGGUGGUACUCGCAAUCGAUAUCGAUUCUGCGACACACCGCCCCCGAAAUACGGGGCGAAAUUCUGUCAGGGAAAGGCGGUUGAGACGGAAUCGUGCGGCGGUACCAGCAGGAUCGAUUUUCAGGAGGCGUGGAACACGGAGGGAUGGGAGUGCCGGCACGGAACGACGUUGGCGGCCGCGAGACCGGAAGUCACGGCACAGAUCGGCGUUCAGUGUCGGUGCGGUUGUAUUAUCGAUUUCCAGGAUACAGCCUUGAACAAGAUCCUGGCGGCGAACACCCAAGCCUGUCCCGGCCGUUCCUUCUGGCUGCUGCAGGCGAAGGCGGAUCACAUGAUCCGGUUGCACUUGGACCAAACGCAAUUUCCUUGUCCGGGACAAUACUUCCGUGCACGCGACGGCGACUCGCGAAGCGCGGAGCUCUUGACAGACAUCGCGUUCGACAAGAGUGCACCCGCGACGAGAACGAUAUUCUCCACCGGUCAAAGUUUGCUGCUGGAGUUCUUCAGCGACGAGUUGACCGCCUCAGGGGAUUCCUGCGUGGGUGGUUUCCUCGGACACGCGAGCAUAUUUCAAAAAUACGAGAAAAACAAGACGUCGGCGUCGCUCCCGUCGAAAACGAACUCCACCCCCGCUGUCGAGCAAUGGUUCUUCUGGGGACCCGCGCAUCUGGCGACAGCAUCUCUUUUGAUACUGAUAUUCUUUAUAUCUAUUUUUCUAGCUUUGCAAUUUGCGCUGAAAUAUAGGAAGUACCACAUUGCCGAAGAUAUGGAUACCUUGAGCGAACAUUCCGGAUGUAGCGAUACGCACAUGAUGGUAGGACGUGCGAAAUCGAUGUCGUCUACGACGCUAAUCUCGGAAGUUGCAUCUCUGGUGGGGCUGCCAAGGAAGUGCACGCCAAGACUGUCGAAACGCAAGCUGGCUCCGUGUGCAGUGGAGGAUGGCUACGAUAGUUCGGAUACUUUGGCAGAGUACGAAGACGAAACUAGCUUGAGCUCGACUACCUUGAAGCCAAAGGAUAACGAGGAAUGCUCGGAAAGGAGCGUAAUACCGAAUAAAUUAAAUACUGAUGAAACACCACCGACAGUAUCGGCCAUCACGUCGGCGAUUGGUCAGCCGGAAGUAAAGUACGCCCAGCCAGUCAAAUUACGUACUCUGGGCUCUAACAGCCCUCUGAUGGACAAAUUGACGUCGGACAACGUCAGCUGUCAAAGCACAGCAAGUAUUACCGGAAGCCCGCAGAUUGCAAGACUUCACCGUUAUACGUCCAAUCCAUUGCAAUCCAAGGAUUCGGCGACAAGCAGUCCACUGUCGGUUGUCUCCACGUUGCGUAGCGGCAAGGAAACGAAGGACCGCCGAAACCGCGAGCGACUGCUCCAGGGACCGGGCUCAGAGUUCAGCCUGACAAAUCCGGAGACGGAUAUGGAGCUGGACUAUUACGAUUAUAACGUCGCAAACGCCGGCGCAGUGCCGGGCUCCUACUUAGGUAUGGAUCCAGCUUUUCUCCUAUGGAUUCCCCCGUUGUCGGUGUCCGAGGAUUCUGAAGAUCCGUCUGCGGAUCGCCCGGAUUGUUUUCAAGGCACGAUGACGACGACGAGCCCGGCACUGUUCCGAUUGCCGGAGAACACCGAGGGCGCAACCCUGACCCCGGCCGAGUACCGGCGGAUACGACUUGGCGCCGAGGAGACCAAGCUGAGCUUCGAGCAGAGACGCCAGGACUCGACGUCUUCCUCGUCGUCGUCAAAGAACGAUUCGUCGUCGGGUGGCAGCGCCAUGUCCGAGGAAAGCAGCGGCAGCGAGAGCAGGACUGCCAGGCUGAAUGAACGUCUGCUGCCGAUCCACCGGAUCCUGGAGGACUCCAGAACCCGGGUGAGCGAGGAGUCCUUGUGCAGUCAGCUGGCCGUCGACAGGACGCAGUACGUCAUUCCCAGCCACGACGCCAAGUCCGAUGCCUGCCAGGAGCAGGACACCUCGAGGAGCAAUCGACGGGGCAGCUACGUGAAUAUCGCGGAUCCCGGCCUGGCGAAGUUGGAGGAUAAAUCGGAGAAGUCGGAGAAGCGGGCCACGAAAAGCACCUCCAGACCCUACGCGACUCAGAAGACGAAGGACAUUUCUCAGGAGGACAAGAGGAACCGCUUCAGGAAUGAGAAUACAUCCAGAUUCGCUGGCAGAUCGACGGCAAGCUCGAAAACGCCGACAGCAUACGUGGACAGCAAGGAUAAGGAUCUGGUUGCCAGGAACGACUCUAAGUCGGACGUACUUCUGUCGAACUUGAAUGUAACGAGCGGCCAGUGUAAGUAUCGCGACUUCACGCAAUUCACGCAGCCCCGGGAGAUCAACAAGCUGUCAGACUGCACCAACAUCCCCAUGAUCGAGUUCUCGGGCCCGCGACUAAACUCACCGGCGACAGCGCGAAGAUUGACGACGGACAAUCUGAACAUCAGCCUGUCCAAGAAGGAGAUUCAGAGUCCGGAUUACGGCGUUGAGAGCGACAUGAAGGCAGAGUCGCGCGAGUCCUUCUACGAUCUGAUCCGUGAGAGCGAGGACGGCAUCAAGUUUGCGGAUGAUGACGAGGAGUACAUCGAUAACAGGGCGAAUCUGUAAAAACGACUGUAAACGGACAUUGUGACACGAAUGUGCAAUAAGCUAGAAGCUAAAACCCCUUUAUUACGUCUUAAGAGGUAUCUUUUUUGCAAUUAUGACAACGUUAUACGUCCGAAUGAUCACAAAGCGGUUACCAACGUCAGUCUGCAGCUGAUGCCAAAAGCGAUGGAUUUCGAGGUGCGCGCGGAAAUAUUGAGACUUCACACAUGGAUAAUACUUUCCUGGACGGAUACACAUCUCACCUGGUCGCCGAGAGAUUACGAUGACAUCACUUUUAUCCACGUGAUGAGCUGGAAUAUCUGGCUCCCCGAUCUAUGCAUCUUCAACACUGGUGACAUGGUGCAGGAUCAAUAUGAUAUGCUUUCGAUGACGGAGUGCGUGCUGUUCAACACGGGUACCGUCAGUUGCGUCCCGGCAAUGAGAUUCAUCUCCAAAUGCGACACCGAUCUCACGUACUGGCCCUACAACACGCAGCAAUGUAACAUCUCACUCGGUUCAUGGGCGCACACGGGGGAGGAGGUUGAUUUCCAGCUAGUAGGAAAUGGGGUCAACAUGGAAGACUACGUUCAUAACUUGGAAUGGGACUUCAAGUUCAUAGGCUCGAUCAAGCAUGUCAGAAGGCUAAAGAACGAUACUUAUCCAAAGAUCGACCUCAUGUUCUGGAUGGGCCGGCAUUACGACGUGUUUCAUAUGUCAGACAUCGUACCCAUUACUCUGAUGCUGCUUACUAUGACGGUGCUCUGGCUGGAUGUGAAAUCGUUUGAACGGUUGGCGAUAGCGAGUCUAAACUUCCUUUGCCAUACAAUCUGCACGUACCAUCUGCGCUGGCAAUUGCCGUACCAUGGCAUUAAGCCCGCCAAUAUAAUGCUGUUCUACCGUGAUUCUUGGGCAUUGGCUACUUUUGCGUUAAUCCUGACAGCGUUACUACGCAAACUGCAAGAUAUAAGCACGGAGAUGCCAAGUUGGGCUUCGUCUACGACGAUAUUUGUCUUGAGCAACCGAGUUGGUCGAUUCUUGAUCCUAACGGAGGAGGAAUCUAAGGUGGUGGAGGGAGAUAGGACGACCGACAGAAAUUCAGAUGUUCCAGAAUCCGGAGUGACGACGAGGAAAUGGUCUUGGAAGCACCUCGUCGUUAUCGUUGACUGGUUAUCUUUCUUCUGCGUGAUUUUCACUUAUAUCAUCAUGCUGAUCGUUCUUAUACCGCGGAGUCGUCGGCCGAUGAAAAUGAGGAUACUACAGGUGUUCGGAUUUUUCGUUAUUCUCUGGCAGACUCAAUUCGAUCCUUUCGCAGCUGCCACAAGUCCAGAAAGUGAUGUUGUGAUACGAGGAUGCAAAAGUUUGGAAAGUAACACGGCUCGGUUGCGUCUUGAAAAAUAUCUCUUCUGCGAUUAUGAUAGCUCCCUCCGUCCGAAUCAUCACAAAGUAGUUACCAACGUCACAAUAAAAUUGAUGCCGAAGAUGAUGGAAUGGAGCGGUCAAGACAGUAUAGCUCUCCACACUUGGAUAUCAUUCUCUUGGACGGAUGGACAUCUCACCUGGACGCCGAGCAAUUAUGACGGAAUAACUUAUAUUCAUGUAAAGUCCUACAGAAUCUGGAUACCCGAGCUAUACGUCUAUAACUCUGGCGAUAUGUCGGAAGAUUCAUUUUUGACCGUAACAAAUUGCUUGCUCUUCAAUACGGGUGCUGUCAAUUGCAUAUGGGCUGCGAAGUACAUUUCUAGGUGCAACGGCGAUUACACCUACUGGCCUUACGAUCAGCAGAAAUGCCGCAUUGUUUUUGGCUCGUGGUCGUACACGGGAGAGGAAAUUGAUUUCCACUUGGAUGGAGAUGGGAUUCUCAUGGAGGACUACGAGAAUAACACAGAGUGGAAUUUAGAAUUCGUGAGUGCAGCGAAACGCGUGAAAAAAUAUGAAUGCUGUCCGGAUGAUACUUUCCCAACGAUCGAUUACACGUUCUUGUUGACUCGCUAUAACGGCAUACAACAGAAGUCUCAGAUCACACCGGCCAUGAUUUUGAUAUUCCUCACCUUGACGGUGCUGUGGUUGGACUCGAGAACGACCGAGCGGGUAGUGAUUGCAUGCGUAAAUUUCUUCUGCCACAUGUUCUUCCUUUUUGAUUUGCAUUGGCAAUUACCUUACAAUGGCGCUAAACUUCCUAACAUAUUGCUGUUCUAUCGCGAUUCUCUGGCGAUGGCUACUUUCGCGGUAAUCUUGACGGCGUUAUUACGCAAGCUGCAAGAUAUAAGCAUGGAAGUGCCAAGUUGGAUCUCAUCCACGACAACGUUUGUCUUGAGCAACAAGGCUGGACGUUUCCUGGUCUUGAAUGACGAAGAGUCCAAGAUAGCGGACGGAGUGACUGAAGAGAACGCGGAUCCUCCAAAUGAUUGCAAUAAUGUCGAGAGCAAAUCGACUAUGUUGCAACUGAAAAGACAUCUCCUCUGCGAGUAUGACUCCACAGUAAGACCAGUGAAAAAUAACAAUAACGUUACACACGUGACAUUUACCGUGACGCCGCAUUUUGUCGAAUAUCAACAGGGAAGAGAAAUUUUCGAAUUACAUACAUGGAUAUCGAUGAUAUGGCAGGAUGAACAUCUGUCAUGGGAUCCCGCGCAAUUCGAUAAUAUCAAAUGGCUAACUGUGAUAGACUAUGAAAUUUGGACCCCAGAUAUUGUACUACAUAAUGAGAAAAUUGGAGAGAGCACGUCAAGCUAUCGUGGUCUGGCAAAGUGUUGGGUUUCGGAGAGUGGCUUGGUUCACUGGUUAAUGCCAGUGAAAUUUUCCACCUUUUGUGUCACGGAUACCACGUGGUGGCCGUAUAACAUCAUGAACUGCACAUUACAAUUCGGCUCGUGGUCGCACGCUGGUGACGAAAUCAGUUUCUCGUCUCUUCAAGAUACAAUAUCGGGCGAAAUUCUACAGGCAAAAGAUGUCGAGUGGGAUUUAUUGAAAAUUUAUGUAACGGAACAGGAAGUAACGUAUAAAUACAAUUCGGGUACCACCACCAGACUGCUGUCUUAUCACUUUAUUUCACAGAGGCAUUGGGGUAUCAUAUGCAUUGCGUAUGUAUCUCCCACCAUAGCAUUGAUGGCGUUGAGUCUGACGACACUGUGGCUAGAACCGAAAUCUCAGGAACGGAUGAUUAUUGCUAAUCUCAACUUUAUUUGUCAUUUAUUGGCUUUGCAAGAUGUGCAUUGGGAAGUGCCGAAGAGCGGAAUUAACAUUCCCCUAUUGCUCUCUUUUUACGAGAAAUCUCUCGUGAUUGCAUUGUUCACGAUCAUCCUUACCAGUUUCUUGCGGUACUUACAAAACCUGAGCAGCGAUCCGCCCGUGUGGAUCUCAAACGGCACGACGUUCGUCCUGCGUAGCAAAGCCGGCCAGAUUCUUUUAAUCAACAUUUUGAAUCCGGCCGCGACAGCCAAAAUAGAAGCUGAUGCCGAUGACAACACCGAUCUCAUGCCAUCGGACGGUAAAAAAAUGCCAUGGCUGUACGUUACAAUGCUCAUCGGGCGAUUGGCGUUCCUAAGCGUGGUGCUCGCUUAUAUCGUAUUGUUAAGCAUGUAUUUCCCGACGUAUCAUCGAAUGAAGUAGCGUAGCUCGGUGUGCUCGCAUUCACAGAGAUAUUAACACUCGAUUUAUUAAUCCUCUGAUUUUUCUGUGCGUAAAUAUAAAUUUCACCUGCAACAUAACAUAGACGAAGAAUACUUCUAAUUAUUACGAAUUUUUGACUAUGCUGUUAAAUUAGUAUCUGAAAUAAAAAGAACAAAUUAUGAAAAAGAUAUGAAAUGAAUCAAAUAUAAAUGAAGUAUAUCAAAAAUGUCUAUGGAUUCAAUUACGAUCGGUUCAUAGACUGCAAAUCCACUUUUUUCUUAUAAAUCCAUUUAUUUUGUAAAACAGGUUCUUGCUUUGGAUAUUUGUAUACUACAUUAUCGUUCGUUCUUCCUCAUCUGCUCAACAACAGCGUGACUUACUUCCUAUAAUUAUAUCUCGUAAUAAAUAGAGAGAAGUAAUAGAGAAAAGUAAUAGAGGAGAAUUAGAGAAUGGAGCAAAAGUAACUAUCCA